Molecule: messenger RNA, 4178 nt
Organism: Cydia fagiglandana
Lineage: Eukaryota; Metazoa; Arthropoda; Insecta; Lepidoptera; Tortricidae
Product: zinc finger protein 316-like
Exons: 12
Coding region: 492-2378 (628 amino acids)
Biological process (GO): regulation of transcription by RNA polymerase II
Cellular component (GO): chromosome
Molecular function (GO): chromatin insulator sequence binding
Source: RefSeq, a predicted model, not a curated record
GUUUACCAUGUGUUUACAAAUUAAAUAUUUUGUGUUAAAAAAAGUUAUAUUUUUCAAACUUCUAAAAAAUAUUGAUUUUUCUCUAGGUAGCUGCGAAGCUACUUGCGCAACGCUACUGGACAAUCGAUUGACGUAUCAUUUGUCAUUGUCAAAACUAGGUUUGGGAGAUGAAAACGAAUAUACAUACACACAUACAGAACAAGAUCAGCCAUCUUUUUGGUGUUUUUGGUCAAAGUGAUGCGCGUUAACGUGAAUAUCAAGCUUUUAAGCAGUGAAAUGGUGAAUAAAUGUAAUAAAAUCUGGCAAAAACUUAAAAUGUUUAGUAAAUAAAGUGAUAAACUUCUGUUACCUACUUAGCUCUAUAAAUUUCAAUAUAAUUAUAUGUUCUACCCACACUAAAAAGCUACCUAUUUCAAUUAUAAAGUCCCAGUAUUUCAUGGAACAAUGAGUAUCAUCUUGUAAAUCCUUUAUUAAUUACUUAGAAAAUUAAAAUGGCAAAUGUAAACAUGAAAGAUGGAAUACAAAGUCCAAUGUCUGUUAUGAUCAAAAGUGAGCCAAUAGAGUGUGAUGUGGAGAUUAAAGUGGAGCCCCCAGAUGAAGAAGCUUCACUUGAAGCUACUUCUAGCGUUAAAAAGGAAUAUGAAGAAGGAACGGAAAAUUUGACUGUUAAAGAGGAAUAUGAUUCUAAUGCAGUUGAACAUAUAACAGUCAAAAUUGAACCUACUGUUUAUAGUAGCGAUGAUGAGUUGGACCUAGCCAGCUAUGCCCUAGCAAAAUAUCAAGAAACUGCUCAACCGCAGAACAAUCUGAGCCUGAGAACUCGCAUUAAGAUACCAAAGAGGUCAAAGGAUCGCGAUGAGGACUAUAAGCCACCAAAAAAGAAGAAAAAGGGCAUCAAUGAAAUAGUGAAGAAACCAUAUACGAACAAGGCAAAGAAAAAAGAAAACUGCUACUCCGACAAUGUGACCAAGAACAUAGAGCUAGUGACCAUAACGGAGGAAGAGAGAGAGAUAGAGUUCAGAGAUCUCUGGCAAAGUCGGCGGCACAUGCGGUACUUUUGUGAAGACUGCGCUAUAGGCUUUGUUAUGGAGGAGCCGUAUUUGUUGCAUAUGAAGAGCCAUGCGCCGGAAGCAGGCGAGUUUAUGUGCGAGAUAUGUCGUUGUCGCGGCAACAAUAAGGAGCAAAUGUACAAACAUAAACUGCGACAUUUCCGGCGCUACCGGUGCGCCAUCUGCCGGCGUGUGUUUAAAGACAAGGAGACAGCGUCGAGUCACGUGAUGAGCGAACAUGUGCACGAAGCGUUCAUCUGUGGAGAGUGCGGCAAGGGAUUCAGGAGACCAGCCUACCUCAAGAAACAUGUGGCGCAACAGCACACAAAAGGGCAACGGCAUGAGUGCCCCAUAUGCGAGCGCGAAUUUUUCCACCGAAGCAUGUACAACACACACGUUAGGCGACACAACGAAGAAGUCCGCAACCCAGUCGGCCAGCUCUUCAUCUGCGACCUCUGCUCCAAGCACCUCAAGAGCAAGCAAGCAUUAAAGCGCCAUCUAGCGGUCCACGCAAGAACUCGCAACAUUCCGUGCUCGCUCUGCCCUUCCAUGUUUCAUACGAAGAAGGGAUUAAGGCUGCACGAGCUCAAUAAGCAUUCCGAAGAUAAAGAACGGCGAAUGUUACAGCAAUGUCCGCAAUGCGAGCGCGAGUGUACGACCCCCGCGUUACUGCGACAACAUAUCAGACGGAUGCAUACUGACAGAACCAAAAAGUACCAAUGCGACGACUGCAAACGCUUCUACUGGAGCAAAGGCGAGCUCCGCUCCCACAUCGUGUGGUCGCACGCGCCGAGCCGCGGCAAGCGCGCGCUGUUCUGUUGCGGUCGCGAGUUCCGUACACGAAGCAGACUGAAGGACCAUAUUGCGAUACAUCAUUUGGGUCACGAGAGGGAAAGGAUACAUAAGUGCGACCAGUGUGACAAGGCGUUCGCGAACAAGCAAGUCCUAAACCGCCACAAGAAGAGCCACACCGACAACACGUACCCCUGCCCAGACUGCGGGGUCCGCUUCAAAUGCGAGGCCUACGUCAAAGUGCACCAGCAACUCAAGCACCUCAACAUGACCCGAGCCGAAAUAAAGGCUUUAAAACAAGCCAGAAAAGCUUUAAACCCGCCGAAAGGUUUACGACCCCUGUCAGUGGCGCCCAACUUUAAUGAACCACUAAAAGGUUUACCUCUUUCAGGGGCGCCCAACAAUGAACCUCAGGAUUUGAGUGUGACGGAAAAGGAAACAAGUUUUGAGACAGUAUUAGUGAAGCAGGAAGUGGACAGUGAUAGUGAGAUUCGGGUGCCGCUGUUCGAUUUAGAAGACUUGAAAAGUAGGGUAUGAUUCAAACAAGCCAGAAAAGCUUUAAACCCACCGAAAGGUUUACGAUCUCAGUCAGGGGAGCCCAACUUUAAUGAACUACUCAAAGGUUUGCCUCUUUCAGGGGCGCCCAACAUUGAACUUCAAUAUUUGAGUGUGAGUGAAAAGAAAAUUGGUUUUGAGACAGUGUGGUAAAUUGGAAAUGGACAGUGCCAGUAACAUUUGAAGGAUUUGAAAAAGGGUGUGAUGUGAGUGAAAAAGUAUUUAUCAAAAUACUUGCAGGGAUAUUAAUGUAAUAGCCUACAUUUGGACAGACGACCUUGUUAAGGUCGCCGGAAGACGCUGGGUGCGGGUAGCUUCCAACCGGCACGUAUGGACGUCCAAGGGGGAGGCCUAUGUUCAGCAGUGGACGUCUUACGGCUGAGAUGAUGAUGAUGAGCCUACAUUUAUAGUAAAGAGAUUGUGUCACAAGAGAGCGAAACGAAAUGAUAUUUACGGCGAGGGCGUUCAUCGAAUCAUGAACAAUGAGUAGUGAAGGGAUUCUAAAAUAAUGCUGAAAGUAGCGAGGGAUUAAAGUGUAACAGGGUGAAUCAACUUUUUCUUGUCACUAGUUGCCAUGGUUACGGUCUCCUGGGUCACUCUUAAAAUACUAGUUAUUUCGUAUUUAAAUGAACAAAACUUGAAGUUUUUGGUAGUUAGUUUGUAGAACAUGGUACAGCAGCUUUUCUAUGAAACUAUGCUACUAUUGUCUCCUGGCUGAUGGGACAGAAUAACAACAAGAAAUAGUUGAUCAACCCAAUAAAAUUGUAAUCCAAGAAAAUGAAAAACCGUUUUUAUAAUCAAUGAUGUUGUAAAAAGUAUUUGAGUGUAUUAUGUAAUGAUCUAGUCUUCGCUUUGUAAUGUGAUGUAGAAUAAAAUUGCAUCAUUUUACAGGAUGUGCAAUGUAAUACGGUGGGUAUAUCGUAAGUGAACAAUAGUUAAAAUUUACAGACUUAAUGAUUAUUUCAUUAUUAUCUUCGUCAUUUUCGUUAGCAGAAUUAUCUGCUUAACCUUUCGAAUGACGGAACGCGGAUCCACGUUAAAUAGUAGGUAUUGAAUUCUAAUUAUUAAUUAAUUAGAAUUCAAUACUUACUGCGCGGAUCCUCAUUCAAGAGGUUAAUAAUUAAUCUCUUGAAUGACGACCUAUUAUAGGUACAAAACUAGAUUACUUAGCUCUUAAGUUCUAGACAAAAUAAUGAAUUUAGCAUCCUUAUUAUUUCUAGUUCGUUUUUUUUAGCAUUAGAAAAAACUUGCAAGAAGGUAAGCGAUCUUGACAUGUCUUUUAAUUGAAAAACGCAAAACGCAUUAUAAAAAUAUAAAACUGUUACUUAUGAAAGCAGAAGAAUAUAAAUGAUCGUAUUAGAUUCAUAAUUGUUACAUAUUUGCCGUAACUUAUUUUUAAAAUGUGUUUUUCAAUUAAAAGACCCAUCAAGAUUGUUUACCUAAUUUCUAAUGCUAAAAUAAACGAAGUAUAGUAGCAUAAAUAGCGUCAACCUACCUCACAAUAACACAGAUAGCAAAUCGGAAUAGAAUCGAUUUUUUAUUAAGUACUUUAUUCUUAAUUGCGUUCGCUCACCGAAAACACGUUUAAAAAAAGUCUAUGUACGGUAGAAGUACUAGUGCUCGACGCUGCACUAGUAUUCGACAUGGGCACUUUAUGUCAAAGUGACAAGGAUUAAAUUUGAAUAUAGAAAAAUCUUCACCGUUCAAAUUUAACCUAUAUUACUUUGACAUAAAGUGCCCAUGUCGAAUACUAGUGCAGCGUCGAGCACUAGUACUUCUACC